Neurospora crassa OR74A is the source of this 3662-nucleotide messenger RNA. RefSeq lists its product as hypothetical. Lineage: Eukaryota; Fungi; Ascomycota; Sordariomycetes; Sordariales; Sordariaceae. Gene Ontology annotation, biological process: lipid metabolic process. The transcript is spliced from 2 exons. The record is from RefSeq and is a predicted model, not a curated record. The coding region runs from base 1150 to 3255 and encodes 701 amino acids.
AAAUUCUCUGAAUUUUCACAAGCUCAACUCUUUGUUGUCUCUUUAUGACUGGACUGCCCCGAUCGACCUCCAACCCCCCUACGUUCCCCUACAUUGUCCCUACUGCGUCCAUUACUGCAGUCAUCGACUCAGAACGGGCCGGAUGGGAGCCCCGAAGGCCGAGACCAACAAUCAUGGAGCUUCCAUUCAUAUUGCCUGUUGAACUGUUCCUUGCCAUGGACCCCGAGGAGGAAGCUUCAACCAGCCACUUCCCAUAUGUCGACGACGUGGCCGGGCCACAGCAGACAGCCAGACGGACACACUUACUACCAAACAGACGUUGGCAUUGACAAUGAUACUGACACUGACGAUGCUCUAUGCACCUCAGAAAACGGCCCUUUGGGUGCAGAAUAUGCACAUGGACAUCUCCCGAGAGCUUCCCUUCGUUUCUCCAGACCCUUGGCAAAAGAAGACGACGGACCAAGAUGGCUCGCGUACCCAAUGCUCCCACACGUUGUGUCCGUAUUGGCCUGUCCCCCUCCCCAUCCAAUGCAGAUUCCAUUCUAUCGUGGGCGGCUAUCAACCCUCACCAGCCUUCAUCAACCCUCAACCAACCCUCACUGACACCCAAGAAGCCUGACCCUCGUCCACCAGUCAUCUACCGUCUACACCAAUCUGGGGCACACGAAACCGCCACCACUGCCGGCCAUUGGAGGCUUAGUGGUUCCACGGCAGCGAAUAGUAAGCUGCAGCGGCCCCCCAUCGAAAAACGGCAAGGCACUCCCGUCCCUACUACUGUGGGACUGCUCGCCUUAGAUUAACCUAUGUCUCGAGUGAAGGACAGGCACCCAGCAAAUCAUGGCUCCCAUCGAGGACAGCUUCACGACGACUACCUCUACGUAGACUAGUGCUGUAUCAGUUUUUGCCCUUUUCUAGCGUGGUGGGCUGAGAUAGUCAUCCACAUUUGACGGCCCGCCUCGGUUGACCAUGUGUUGUCCUUGUCUCCAUCAUCCACUUUUCCGCCUCUUGGUUCUGCUUCUUCCCUUUCCCAAAUCACCGCUCGUUUCUUGCCAUUCAUCACUUGUCUACCUACAUACUGCGAUUCUACAGUCCAUUGUAUGUGGGUGGGUGCCUUAGCUACAACCGCACUCUACCACUCCUCUCUGAACCAUGGGUUUCCUCUUCUUUGGUCGGUCAAAGAAACCAAGGAAAGACGAUAGAGACACACCGACAUCCCCACACCAUCCUCCUCACCUUUCCAAUCGAGGUCAUCGUGACCGGCAGGUUUCCGGCUCGUCCUCAAAACAUCACUAUGCCGCUCUCCCACCACCACCAGCCUACUCGCCGCAUGACUGGCACAAGGGUCAGCCGUUCGAACCCGCCGGCCUCCUCCCAUCACCGACAGGAUGGACUCCGUCUUCACCACAACCCAUCAUUGUCAACCAACAUCACUACUAUCUCGGCACUCCGGGUCCAAACUCCCCACCGCCACAACUCAUCCAGUCAAUACCACCGAUUCCGCCGCCAAAGAACAGCACCAGCUCUCUCAACAAGAUGCCCGCGGGGUCGGUGAUGGAGGUGGCAUCGGAUAUCUCCCAAGUACCAAGCCUCGCCCACGGCUUUGACGGAAUGCUUUCCCAUUGGCCUGACAACAAGACUCAGCUACUCAACCAAGGCGCCGCCCUCUACGACCAAAUCUCCGGUCGACUAAAUGAUGUCUUGACGAGGAUAGAUCUGAACCAAAUCAGUGGAGAGGAGAAGGAACACUUCACAUGGAGGCCGGCUGUUCAGGAAACCUCGUAUCCGCCCUCAUCGAGCAUGGUCGGAUCGAGAUCCGCGGUGAAGUCGGGAAUCCGGAGGAGCAGCUCGCAUUCGAGGGAGCACAGGGAGCACAGGGACAGAGAACAUCGGGAGCACUCGUCGUCAACGAACUCGGGUGGUUACUUUGCAAAAGUCGAUCUCUACGCCAACUCGAGAUUGCCUACCGACCUGCCCCCUUUGAGACUGUACAUUCCCACCUGGCCCCUCCUCUGUCUCGCCGCUCAGUAUUCCGAGCGAGUCUAUGAAAGGCCCAAGGGCGCCGAACGAGACGCCCAUGUCAACGCUGACUGGCGAACCGGCGCCAAAGCCAUGGUCAUCAAAUCCGUGCCCAUGGAUUAUGUCAACACCAUCGUGUUUGCCAUUCGCGGCACCGCAACUUUCAUGGACUGGGCCGUCAACCUCAACUCGAAUCCCACCUCUCCCGAAGGGUUUCUGGACGAUCCCGGCAACCUUUGCCACGCUGGCUUCCUUGACGUCGCUCGGAAUAUGGUUCAACCCGUCGCUCGUCGGCUGCGCCAGCUUCUCGACGAGGAUCCCAGCCGAUCGUCGUAUUCGUUACUCAUCACCGGCCAUAGCGCUGGUGGCGCCGUCGCUGCUCUGCUCUACAGCCACAUUCUCUCGACGACAAAGGAGGCGCAAAGCGAGUUGACGGCGGUAGCUGGAUGCUUUAAGCGAGUUCACUGUGUCACAUUCGGCACUCCACCAAUCAGCAUCAUCCCGUUGAAGAAACCGGAGGACUUUGAGAGGAGGCCGGAACUGAAGAAAAGCUUGUUCCUAUCUUUCAUAAACGAGGGCGAUCCGGUUGCUCGGGCGGACAAGGCGUACGUGAAGAGUUUGCUCGAGCUGUACACCUCUCCCGCGCCUUCGAUCAACCCACUCUCGCCAGCCCCAAGUCGCAAAGGACCGAGCAGUAGUUCUGACCUCAACAUGCGCAUGAAGCCCGCCGGACAAAAAUCUUCUCGAUCAUCGCUACAGUCAUCGAAAUCCGGCAAGUCAACAGACGCCAGGAGUACCGAGCGCCGAAGUAGCAGCGGUAGCAGCAGUCACCACACGUCUUCUUCCUCCGGUUCCUCCCACCGCAGCAGCUCGCGCUCCCGCAGUUCCACAUCCUCCGCCAGCUCCGCCCUGACAACAACAUCCACGACCGCUUCGUCGGUCUCUAGCAGCCACACUUCCUCUUCCUCGCCGGGACCAACUUGGAAACUCCCCGCCUCCACGCUCUCCUGCGCCGGUCGGCUUGUGGUGCUAAGGAGUGGUGACCCAAAGUCCAGGCUAAAAGGCAAGGGGAAAACGGUUGAGGAGCGACUGAAUGAAGGAGUGGUGGCGCAUGUGGUGGCGAGCGAAGAGAUGUUGAGGGGAGUGGUUUGGGGUGAUCCGUUGAUGCAUGUUAUGAAGUUGUACAAGGGGCGUAUUGAGACGCUUGCUGUUGGGGCCGUGACUGCCAAGGGGUAUUGAGAUUUGGAAGGGAAGGGGGACAAUGGAUGAAUGGAAAGGUGGAGGAAAGUGCGAAAGAGGUGAUGAUUGACGAUUUGAUGAUGAUGUUACGACUAAACCAACGAAAAAGAAAAGACAUUUGACGGCGAAUAUACAGCAGCUACAACACAUGCGGCGACGGCGAAGAUACUUUAGAUGGACAGACGGAUGGACGGAUGAUACCAGUCGGGGUGCUUGACUACCAACCUACUCAACUCUCUUGUCGCUUACUCUUGACAACAUUUUCCUUUUUUUAUAUCAAAAUGCAUGGUACAUAGCAUACAUUGGGCGGAUACCUUAUACCUUGAGAACUUUUACAUAGUUAACCAGCUGCGAGCAGCGGAAAGAUGGCGGAGCGGAUAAUACAACUUGGGUUUUGUGUGUGUGUA